GCAGCAACGGCUGCUCCAGUUCGCUAUGCGCAAAAGGCAAAAGCUCCUACCGGGGCUAUCCGAUCUAACCGUACUCGUCCUGCUCGCUCGGUUCGCCCUGGUGCUCGGUCAAACGACCUGCAACAACGGCCAGGGACGUGUACUAUACGAGCGACUCCCGAACCAGCAGCUGCAAGGCUUCGACGAUGACGUCGUGCGUGAUUCGGCACCACCGUUUCGGGUGCUGGAGAAAUGCCAGGACCUCUGUCUACGGGAUCGAACUGCAUCGAACAAUCUUGGCCGUGCCUGCACAAGCUUCGACUUCCAGCCCGGCAGCCGAAUUGCAUCGUUCAGUGGAAGCGUUGAGUAUGAGGAGUCAACGUGCUACCUAACGCGGGAACAGGCCGCUCCCGAAGGUAUCGGUAACCUGAUGCUCGUGCCGAACAGUGUACAUUUUACGGAAGUUUGCAUCACCUCUAGUCGACCCGAUCGGGAAUGUCCCAGCCGGCGUUACGUGUUUGAACGUCAUCCAAGAAAGAAGCUGAAGCUCCCAGUAUCCGACAUCAAGGAGGUGACGGCAGCUAAUCGUUCCGACUGCGAGGAUAAGUGUCUUAACGAGUUCUCGUUUGUGUGCCGUUCGGCUAACUAUGAUUCGACGUUGCGCAGCUGUGCCAUGAGUCGUUUCACUAGACGAACGCACCCGGAACUGCUGGAAGAUGAUCCCAACUCGGACUAUCUAGAGAACACCUGUCUAAAUGCGGAACGGCGUUGCGACGGAUUGAUCGUGUACGUAAAGGAGGAAAACAAGCGCCUCGGUGGUCCGUUUGAGGUGGAGAUCUUUAACAACAUGACGCUGGAAGAGUGCCAGUCGCUGUGUCUCCGCGCGGAAAAGUAUUUCUGUCGUUCGAUCGAGUUUGAUGAUCAAACCAAGCAAUGCAUCCUGUCGGAGGAAGAUUCCGUCUCGCAGAAGGACGAUCUCAGCAUCAGUUCCAGCCCAACCCACCACUUUUACGAUCUUGUCUGUCUGGAUAAUCAGCGUGGUACCGAAUAUCCGGACAACUCCGUCACGUCCCAUCUGUUUGCGAGUGGCCGUAGGCCCGAUACCGCCUUCCAGCGUUAUCGCAACUCGCGGCUGGGCGGUGAGUUUCACUCGGAAAUCACUGGCAGGUCGCUUAGCGAGUGUCUUGACGAAUGCCUGCGGCAGACGAGCUUCCAAUGCCGGUCAGCCGUCUAUAGCGAUCGGUUCCGCACCUGUCGUCUCAGCCGCUACAACCAGCGGGACGGUAUGCGCAUCAUCUACGAUGCCGAUUACGAUUACUAUGAGAAUUUGAUGCCGCACCUAGUUGGAGGAGACACGGACACGACGAAUGGACGACCGGAUCCUACGGAUUGGAGACCACCGUACGGAGGAGGAGGCCAUUUGUUCGCAUUGAAAGAUAGGAUAAUUGUUUGUGCAUUCAAUGUUAAUUUAUAUCUCAUAUCCAUAGAUCGUGAUCGGGAUCGUGUGCCGGAUGAUAGGAUUCCUCCAGGACGUUAUCCACCAGGUGAUCGGUAUCCGAUGGGACCGAGACCCGACUAUGGAGGUGAAUCUUUCCCCGGUGGCUAUCCACCAACGGAUCGCUACCCAGGGGUUACCGACCGCUACCCAGCCGGUCCCGGUACUGAUCGCUAUCCAACCGGUGGCGGUGAAUACGAUGGACGCUAUCCACCCGUGUACGACAAUCGCUAUCCAGGCGAUCGGUACGGUCCAACCGAUCGCUAUCCCGGAGAUCGUGAUCCCGAUCCUAUGUAUCCAGGACCGGGAGGUCCUAUGCGGUAUCCACCGCCACUUCCACCACCAGAUUCACGCUAUCCUUCCGACUCACGCUAUCCUCCACCGAUGCCAGAUUCUCGCUAUCCGAUGGAUCGGUAUCCACCUCCACCUGAUUCACGCUAUCCCUCUGAUUCGCGUUAUCCUCCCGAUGCACGUUACCCACCAACCCAACCGGACACUGGCCGUUAUCCAGCUGGGCCAGCACCGGACUCACGCUAUCCACCUCCGCCGGUACAUUCUCAGCGUCCCGAUUCGAGGUACCCAAUGAUGGCACCACCGGCCACUCGCUAUCCUCCACCCCAGUACAUGCCACACAUGUACGGAUCGGGUGUGUAUCCGGUAGUACCGUCGAGAGCACCACCAAACCGUGGCUACCCACCCGAUCCAUAUCCGGCACCGGUACGUCCAGUAGACAGCAAUCGUUAUCCACCGCCGGAAACACGCUAUCCACUCGAACCGAUCGGAGCGCAGGGUCGGUAUCCUCCACCAACCUCGCCGAAUGUUUCACCGUUCCACAAGUACAUGACCGGACCGGGACGUCCGCCGGGCUACGAUCCUUACAUGGGAGGCUAUGAACCGCAGCGUGGUUACGUUGACGAUCGUUACGGUGGAUACUACCCCAGUGCCGGAGGUCGCCUUCCACCACCAAUUCCAAUGCCUGCGUUCCCUGAUCGUGAUCGUGGUUACCGUCGACCGGCAGUCGGUAUGGCACCGGACGGCGGUGGCUAUCCGUUCGAAAUACCUUACGGACCGUCAGGAACCGGGUACGACAAUACACUCGGCGGAGGUGACGGAUUCGGUGGUUACGGACCCCAGCGACCGUACGAAACGCGGUGUGACAAUUCGGACGUUUUCAAGCAAGUUGCCUCGAAGCGCAAGAUGCGCAAGCAGUACAUUCGGCGCGUGAUCAAUGCACCGUCACUCGGCAUCUGCCAGCAGGAGUGUGCCGGAGCGCGGGACUUUAUGUGCCGUAGCUUCAACUAUCGGGACAGUGCACCUUACGAAACGGAAGGCAACUGUGAGUUGAGUGAUCGUGAUUCGCGCGAUUUGGAAGUGCCGAGUACGCAGAUGUUCGAGAGUGACAGCUCCGAUUACUACGAGCGUACACCGGGCCGUGGAGGUCCGCACGACGAAUGUCUUGACGUUGGACAGGUUUGUAAUGAGGAUGGUAUGGAAUUUACGCUCCGCACACCGGAAGGCUUUGUGGGACGUAUUUAUGCGUACGGGUUCUACGAUCGGUGCUUCUUCCGUGGUAACGGUGGUACGGUGAAUGUGCUGAGAAUUAGUGGACCACAGGGAUAUCCGGAGUGUGGCACGCAACGGUAUGGUGACACGAUGACAAACAUCAUAGUGGUACAGUUCUCGGAUAACGUACAAACUGGCCGUGAUAAGCGAUUCAAUCUGACCUGCAUGUUCCGAGGACCUGGUGAAGCUGUAGUCACGUCGGGAUAUAUAGGCGCAGGAUCUGGCAGCCCGAUCCCGAUCGAGUAUCUGCCAGCGGAGAACUCGAUGAGCAACAAGGUGCGCUUGAUGAUACUAUACCAAGGACGCCCAACAACCACGAUCGCUGUUGGUGAUCCACUAACUUUCCGACUGGAAUCGCAAGAUGGUUACAGUCACGCUACGGACAUUUUUGCAACGAACGUGGUCGCUAGGGAUCCAUACUCUGGACGAAGUGUUCAGCUGAUCGAUAAUUAUGGAUGCCCUGUGGAUAGUUUAGUGUUCCCCGAACUCGGAAGAUCCCGCGAUAAUGACGCGCUGGAGGCACGGUUCAACGCAUUCAAGAUACCGGAAUCGAACUUCCUCGUGUUCGAAGCUACCGUAAGAACGUGUCGUGGAGGAUGUCAACCGGCUUACUGUCCAGGACCUAGCGGACGCUCAGAACCUUCAUUCGGCCGUCGCAAGCGUUCGAUCGAGAACGUUACAGAAACGAUCGGUACAGCCGAACCACUGGUAGCCGAAAGCGAUGAUCAGGAAGACGACGAAGUGUCGAUCGUGAACGGUACAAUGGUGAAUGAAAAUGCCACCAGUGCAAAGGAAAAGGAUACCUCCGGGACGAUAGCAGCAGAGGCGGAAGUAACGAGCCCGGGCGAAAUGCCAGAGCAAGUGCGCGAAAUGAUUGAGGUGUUUCAAUCUCGCGAAGAGAUGCAACAGGAUACGGUCGCACGCAAGAUGGUCGCACCGAUCGAGUCCGUUUGCUUGACGCAUGCCGAAUACUAUGGGUUGAUCAGUGCGGUCAUUCUGUUGAUUAUCUUGCUGAUCAGCAUUACGUUCGCGGCAGGAAUCGUGUACCGUAGCUAUUGGAAGGUGUUUAUCAAGAACCGUACACUCGAUCGUAGCUCGCCAGUGAAUUCGUUUAGCCCGUCCGCACUGCACAACGUGUCCGGAAGUCAGUUUGAAGCGUCCGGAAGGACACACUCGACGGCAAGCCGUGGAGGACCUCACGUACGUACACCGGGUGUUUCACUGUUCGGAAGCGGUCUUCAGAAAACGUUCGCUACUGGUAAUCUAUCACGCAUGUGUCAGAUACCGGUAAUGAAUCCACUGUCCAGGAAUGGUGCACCCAAAAGUGAAUUUGAUGACCCGAGCGAACCGAUCUACACUGAUCCAUCCCUUUUUGAACGAUCAAGAUCACUGCGCAGCAUAGCCGUCGAUCAAACGGAAGAUGGCAACAAUGUCUGA
This is a messenger RNA of Anopheles maculipalpis, 4474 nucleotides long. RefSeq lists its product as uncharacterized. Lineage: Eukaryota; Metazoa; Arthropoda; Insecta; Diptera; Culicidae. The record is from RefSeq and is a predicted model, not a curated record.